GUUCAAUGAGAGCAGUUUUCCCGAAACCACUUCCUGAAAUUGGUAAAAACCUAAGUCUACGCUUUUUUCUAGAAGAAAGAAAACCAGUCAUGGCGAUGAGAUCUGUAGCAAUCAGUCGAGCUUCUCUCUCACGCCUCGUCGAAGCUUCUAGAAGGGCCUCUCGCAAUUUCAGCGAUGGAAAGGGUAAGGUUCUGAGCGAGGAAGAGAAAGCUGCCGAAAACAUCUUCAUCCAGAAAACUGAACGGGAGAAGCUGGAGAAGCUUGCACGCAAGGGCUAUAAACCCGAAGAACAACCAACGGCAACUGCUGGAGCAACAGCCACUGAUGCAAAACCAAGUGGCCCGUCUUCCUCAACAUCUGGAGUAUCUACUGACAAGGAUCGGAACUAUGCCGUUCUUGCUGGUUUCAUAGCUGCGGCUGCAGCCUUGGGCUGGUAUCUCACAUCUUCUGCCAAGAAACCAGAAGAAGUCCAGGACUGAGAUCCCCUUUGCGUUGAAGUUAUGUGCGAUGGCAUGCUUGUUUGCAUGUCUUUCAUAAAGUCAGGUUCUUGAACUUCUUGAGAAUGCAUUGUUUCUCAUAAAUUUCAGUUUCUUCAACUUCUUGAUAAGAAGAACUAGAGCCUGCUAUCUUCUUUCUUCUCAUUUAUUUUUUCCCCAAGAAUGAGAAAACACCUGUUCUUUUUCCUUAUAUAUCAUGCGCAAUGUGGUGAGAUUAGUUCUUGGAA
Molecule: messenger RNA, 724 nt
Organism: Magnolia sinica
Lineage: Eukaryota; Viridiplantae; Streptophyta; Magnoliopsida; Magnoliales; Magnoliaceae
Exons: 3
Coding region: 6-479 (157 amino acids)
Source: RefSeq, a predicted model, not a curated record